Drosophila miranda is the source of this 5060-nucleotide messenger RNA. It is a transcript of the gene Calx, whose product is annotated as sodium/calcium exchanger 3. The transcript is spliced from 12 exons. The record is from RefSeq and is a predicted model, not a curated record. Gene Ontology annotation, biological process: sodium ion transmembrane transport; calcium ion import across plasma membrane; cell communication. Gene Ontology annotation, molecular function: calcium:sodium antiporter activity. The coding region runs from base 1442 to 4366 and encodes 974 amino acids. NCBI's taxonomy places the organism in Eukaryota, Metazoa, Arthropoda, Insecta, Diptera, Drosophilidae. Gene Ontology annotation, cellular component: postsynapse; axon; sarcolemma.
GCGGGUCACGUUUUCGCAUUGGUUCCCUACCACACACGCAGCGGCGGCAAACAGCACCCCAGCAAAAUUCGAGGAGAGCGGCGGCGGCAAAGCGGUUUUUGCUGCGCUUCUCCUAUUUUAAGUGCCGAGCGUUUUACUAUUUUUACUACAGAGCCACACAGAGAUACAAACACACACCAGUGCAUGCGUGGAUAUACGGAUAUUCGGACAUUCGGCCAUUCGUGUGAGUGCAGUGCAGUCCGUGUGUGUGUGUGUGGGUUUUUCAGUUAGAAACAACACAACAAAAACAAAAAACAAAAACGAAAUACGACAAUUACAUGGCGGCAGUGUUAAAUGUUAUUGAUAUGAUCUUCCAUAAAUAAAUGUUGAGCAAUACUCGAGGAAAUAAAUUGUUCAGAAUUCAAUUUGCAAAAUGCAUACGGCAACAGCAGCAGCAUCGGUGGAGAAUCGGUGGAGCCGAAACUAGGCUAAAUAUCUUUGCAUACUUUUGGGCCAGCUUUUCAGCACACACAGGCACAGAGCGACAGAGCGACAGACAGACAGACAGACAGACAGGUCCUGCGCCUGCGGUCGCCGACAUUUGAACCUGUUCCAAGCCCCAGCGCUGACCGCUGACCGCUGAGCGCCGGCAGGCCGUGUAUCUCCGUGUCCGUGGCGUCCUCGUUCGCUGCUUCCUUUAUAAUAAGAGCAAUAAGAGCAAGCAGGCACACAGACACACUCACACUCACACUCGCAUCGAAAAGGACAAGCGCAAAAAGAGUUCGCCUUUGAGUUCAGUUUCGGUGCAGUGGUUCUCGGAGUGGUACAACGGUUCAACAGCCUCCGGGUUCCGGGUUCGGGGCAAGCACAACUGCAAAUUCGUGAGUGCAGUGGCCCGUCGUCGCUUCGUCCCGGCUUCGUGUGCGCAUCCUGUUUGUCUUUCAGCGCCCCCUCUGUCCGUGUAUGUGUAUCCUGCAACAGUAGCAGCAAAAGCAGCCCCAUCUCUGCAGCGGCGAAAAUUGUGUCAGCAGCAGCAGCAUCAGUGGAGCAGCAGCAGCAGCAGCAACUUCUGCAGUUCGCCAGUCUGGCGCCUGAAUCUCCAAUUGCCGGUGCAGCGGCGGACCAACUGCGUCAAAGUGUUAAACGUGCCAUUGCGAGAAUGCCACCUCGCGGUCCUACGUCAUAGUCAACCACCCCCAGCAUUCAGCACUCAGCAGCAGCAUUAGUAUUCAGCAUUCAGCAUCAAGAGAAAUCAGCACUAGCCAGAGAGCACCAGCACAAAGCCCAGAGAAGAAUUCAACUUCGAACACAGCCAAAUCGAACGCAACAAAGCUUCCAGAAUCCAAAAAUCCAGAGCCAAGAGAGGAGUUCCAGUUCCCACUUCCCACACUUCCAGAGCGAAGCCCCAAGCGAGCCAGCACUACCAAAUUAGUUGUUAACUGAAUCCAGAGACUGCUCCGCCAUGAAGCUGCUCAUAAAGUCCAUAAUCACAGGCGCCCUACUCGUGUUCUUCAUCUAUGCUACAGCCCAGUCUCUGGCCAAGGUCCAGGAGGCUGACGAGACGAGAGCAUCAUACAGGUCGUCGUUCAACAGGAGCGAUUUCAGCCUAAAAGACCAGAGUCCCUUUCACAGUCGACGGCUGCGGCAGGCGCCAGAUGAUGAUGGACUGGGAGGGACUGAGGUUUCAUUCAAAGAAGAGAAGCUCGAGGAGAAGGGCAAUGAGAUUCGAGAGUGCAGCAAGGGCCUGGUAUUGCCCCUGUGGCUGCCGCAGAAGAACAUCUCGUUGGGUGAUCGUCUGAUACGAGGAUUUGUCUACUUCGUGAUACUGGUGUAUCUGUUCGUUGGGGUCUCCAUCAUCGCGGAUCGGUUCAUGGCGGCCAUCGAGGCGAUCACGUCCAUAGAGCGAACUGUGGUGGUGCGCGGACCCAACAACGAGAAAAAGACGAUGAACGUGCGCAUAUGGAACGAGACGGUGGCCAAUCUCACGCUGAUGGCUCUGGGAUCGAGUGCCCCGGAGAUCCUGCUCUCCGUUAUCGAGAUCUACGCCAAGGACUUCGAGAGCGGCGACCUAGGACCGGGCACCAUCGUGGGCUCCGCCGCCUACAAUCUGUUCAUGAUCAUUGCCGUGUGCAUGGUUUGGAUACCGGCGGGAGAGGUGCGUCGGAUCAGGCAUCUGCGCGUCUUCUUUGUCACCGCCACCUUUUCGAUCUUCGCCUAUGUCUGGCUAUGGGUCAUCCUCUCCGUCUUCUCACCGGGCAUCAUCGAGGUGUGGGAGGCCCUUGUCACCCUGCUUUUCUUUCCCAUCACGGUCAUCUGGGCCUACAUUGCCGAGCGCCGCAUGCUCGUCUACAAGUACAUGGACAAGAACUUCCGCGUGAACAAGCGCGGCACUGUGGUGGCCGGCGAACACGACCAGGUGGAGAUGGAUGCGGAGAAGGGGCGCCAUCCCCUGUCUGUCGGCUUCCAGUCUACUCGCAACUCCGAUGCCGAGGCCUUCGACGAGGCGCGACGCGAGUACAUCACCGUGCUGUCGGAGCUGAGGCAAAAGUACCCCGAGGCGGAGCUAGAGCAGUUGGAGAUGAUGGCCCAGGAGCAGGUGAUCUCGCGCGGCAACAAGUCGCGCGCCUUCUACCGCGUCCAGGCCACCCGCAAGAUGGUCGGCAGCGGCAAUCUCAUGCGCAAGAUCCAGGAGCGCGCCCACAGCGAUCUCACCGAGGUGAAGGCCAGCCUGCAGUCGAGCGAGGAGGAUGACGAGGACGAGCAGCCGACCCGCGUGUACUUCGAGCCGGGCCACUACACGGUCAUGGAGAACUGUGGCGAGUUCGAGGUGCGCGUCGUGCGCCGCGGCGACAUCCACAGCUACUCGACCGUCGAGUACGAAACCCAGGACGGCACAGCCAUCGCCGGCACCGACUUCAUUGGCAAGAAGGGGACGCUCAGCUUCCCGCCGGGCGUCGACGAGCAGCGCUUCAAGAUCGAGGUCAUCGAUGACGACAUUUUCGAGGAGGACGAAUGCUUCUACAUCCGUCUGUUCAAUCCAUCGGAAAAUGUGAUUCUAUCGGUGCCCCAGAUCGCCACCGUAAUGAUCCUGGACGACGAUCAUGCCGGCAUUUUCGCCUUCACCGAUUCCUUCUUUGAGACCAGCGAAUCGGUGGGGCUCUACGAGGUGGCUGUCAUGCGCUAUUCCGGCGCUCGUGGCACCGUCAUUGUGCCAUAUUGGACCGAAGAUGAGACCGCUGUCGGUGGCAAAGACUUUGAGUCCGUACGCGGCGAACUGAUCUUCGAGAACAAUGAAACAGAAAAGAAGUUCGAAGUACUCAUUCUGGAGGAGAGCAGCUACGAGAAGGAUGUCAGCUUCAAGGUCCACCUCGGAAUACCACGAUUGGCACCAGAUUCCCUUCACUACCAUGACUUUAAUAAGGAAUCAUUUUUCAAUCGAUUUUUUGAAAAACACGAACACACUGGAGAUCAUACCUACGAUGAACUUCAAGCUAAAAUCCAAGAGGUGGAGCAGAAGAACACCAAGGAUUUAACCGAGCUGGACCGCAUCCUGCUGCUGAGUAAGCCCAGGAACGGAGAGCUGUCCACCUCCCAUAUCCGCAUCCGAGAGAGCAAGGAAUUUAAGGCUACUGUCGACAAACUGGUGGCCAAGGCGAAUACUUCAGCCGUGCUCGGCACAUCCUCCUGGAAGGAACAGUUCAAAGAUGCCCUCACCGUCAUCCCAGCCGAUGAAAGUGAGUUCGAUGAUGUGGACGAUGAUGUGGAGGAGGAGGUGCCCAGCUGCCUCAGCUACAUCAGCCACUUUGUCUGCCUCUUCUGGAAGGUUCUCUUUGCAUUUGUGCCGCCCACAAACAUUUACGGCGGCUAUGUGACCUUUCUGGUUUCGAUAUCUGUCAUUGGUAUCAUCACCGCCGUCAUUGGGGACGCCGCCUCCUACUUCGGUUGCGCCCUCAAUAUCAAGGAUUCGGUUACAGCCAUUCUCUUCGUGGCCCUGGGCACCAGCAUACCAGAUACAUUUGCCAGCAUGAUUGCGGCCAAGCACGACGAGGGUGCCGAUAACUGCAUCGGCAAUGUCACGGGCAGCAAUGCGGUCAACGUAUUCCUGGGCAUUGGGCUGGCCUGGUCCAUUGCCUCCAUUUACCACAUGUCCCAUGGCGGAACCUUCAACGUGGAGCCGGGAACGAUUGGCUUUGCAGUGGGACUCUUCGUGGCCGAGGCUUUGGUUGCCAUCGCUGUGAUCAUGUGCCGGCGCUGGAACAAGAACAUUGGUGCGGAGCUGGGCGGUCCAAGGGGAUCCAAGUACUUCUGCGCUUCGAUCCUGGUGUUCCUCUGGGUUUUCUAUGUAACCAUCUGCACUUUGGAGGCCUAUGACAUCAUCCGGAUCUAAGCGAACCACACCACCCUAAUGGCGUUGGCUCAAAGGAAAUGUAUCGCCAGGACAGAAUCGAGAACAAAAACCACACGCGAAGAGGCUGUUCGAAACAGUUUUAUAAAUGUAAACUUAUAUAUAUACGCGUAUGCACUGCACUGUGCUAUGCCAUAUAUAUAUUGAUAUUUAUUGUGUAAAAUUUAUGUUAAUACUAAGAGUAAAAUCGUAAUGUUUAACUAGGUUUGUAAGUCGGGCUUAUUUUAAAUAUUGUGUACUAUUUUACGAUUACCUUACAUUACUCUCUUUAUUUAUAUAUAUAUACAUAUAUUCGAUAUGAAUUGUAAAUACAGAAAGGCUGCCACGGCUCAGCAAUCUUGUAAUUGUAACGAGAUCAUUCAUUGUUAUGCCAUAUAUACUUAAUUAUACACACAUACUCUAAACAUACAAUAUAUAUUUAUUAUUAUAUCAUUCUGCGUACAACUUAAGUCAUUGUUGUUCUUUGUUAAAGCUGUACUUAAUCCACAAGUCCACAAACGCGUGGAGGGGGACACUGAGAUACCGAUACCGCCCCCGUCCGUUUGAAUUCGAAUUUAAUUUUGAAAUUGAAAUCGUCUCUCCAUCUGUCAGAAAUCAUUGUUAAUUUAAUACAUGUGUAAGUUUUAGCAGAAAAAAUUAAAAGUUUUAGCCAACAGAAAACCCCUUAAGCUAAAUA